Messenger RNA from Hydractinia symbiolongicarpus, 1835 nucleotides. Its product is annotated as TGF-beta receptor type-1-like. Gene Ontology annotation, molecular function: ATP binding; activin binding; activin receptor activity, type I. Lineage: Eukaryota; Metazoa; Cnidaria; Hydrozoa; Anthoathecata; Hydractiniidae. The transcript has 8 exons. The record is from RefSeq and is a predicted model, not a curated record. Gene Ontology annotation, biological process: nervous system development; activin receptor signaling pathway; protein phosphorylation. Gene Ontology annotation, cellular component: activin receptor complex; plasma membrane. Bases 92 to 1624 code for a protein of 510 amino acids.
AAUUGUUUAAUGUUUAAUGUUUAAACUUGUAAUACCGCUUUGAUAAGGCACGCAAACAAAAAAAUUAAUAUGUACACAAUGGUGUGAAAACAUGCUGUUCCUAACAUUACAAUGCUUUUAUGUGCUCUGGAAUUUAGUUGCAGGCGCUUCAAAUUUAACUUGUUACUGUAACAAUAAGAAUGGUUCUGGACAGUCACAUAGAAGAUGCACUAAUAACAAAUGUUUUCUAAAAGAAGAUGGCUUCUGCUACAUUAUGAGAAAAAAUGGAAAAAGUGGAACUACAUUUACUGAGAAAGGAUGCUUAUCCUUUGUAGAUAAUGGACUUAAUAAAAAUAAAGAUAACUAUAUGAGCUGUGAUAACGAGAUGAUGUGCAACAUGAAUUUGGUUCUUAAUAAUAGCUUUCCAUCUUCACGUAAUGUGACAGAAACAAACCUUCCAACUACGUUGAAAUCAACCAAGCACUUUACUACAUUCCAUAUUACCUUGCUGGUUGUUUUGCCGUUCAUGAUAGGUGUUAGCAUGAUGAUUGCAUGGUUAGUAUGCAAAUACCGUAAGAAAGGUAGAAAUGCUGGUGUAGAUAGAUCUCUGCUGCUGCAUACAGUUCCUGCAUCUGAAGAACGCUUCCGGAAAAAUGAAAUUGAUAUUGAUAAAUUAGAUCUGUUGGAAUUCUCUUCUACAGGUAGUGGUAUGGGAUUACCAGUAUUAGUUCAAAAAACUAUAGCAGGCGAAAUCAACCUGACACGAAGAAUAGGACAAGGUGCAUUUGGUUUUGUAUAUCACGGACUGUGGAGAGGACAAGAUGUAGCCGUUAAAGUGUUUUCUAGCACUGAAGAGAGUUCUUGGUCACGGGAAGUGAAAAUAUAUCAUACACCUAUGUUGAGGCAUGAAAACGUAUUAGGUUUCAUAGCAGCUGACAGUAAAGACACAGGCACCGUAACUCAACAAUGGAUAAUCACAGACUACCAUUCAAAUGGAUCUUUAUUUGAUUUUCUGCAAGACAAUACACUCGAUAUAACUAUGUUACACAAGAUGUUAUUAAGUAUAGUGAAUGGAGUGCUACAUUUACAUACUGAAAUAAUAGGAACUUUUGGAAAACCAGCAAUGGCUCAUAGAGACAUUAAAACAAAAAAUAUAUUAGUUAAGCAAAAUUUUACUUGUUGUAUAGCCGACUUAGGAUUAACUGUAAUGUAUUCGUCAGAUAAAAAACACACAGACAAACCCGAGGGUACAAAAACAGGAACGCGUCGAUAUCAAGCCCCUGAACUUUUAAACAACACGUUAGAUCAGCUUGGAUUUCAAGUCUGUCGAAGGGCAGACAUUUACGCUUUAGGAUUAUGCUUGUGGGAGAUAUGUAGAAGAACAAAAAUAGAUGGUAAGGUUGAAGAAUAUCAGCUUCCUUACUUUGAUGCCGUUCAACCAGAUCCUUCAUCAGAAGAAAUGAUACAAGUAGUUUGUGUGGAAAAGAGGAGGCCGCAUUUUUCAGAACAUUGGAAAAAACAUGAGUCCAUGCGCAUUCUGAUGAAGACGAUGACGGAGUGUUGGUACCAUGAGGGUAGCGCAAGACUGACUGCAUUGAGAAUAAUGAAAGACUUGAGCUCACACUUAGUCGUUGAGAAAUCAUAGUUUUAGUAUUAGUCAAAUUUUUUUGCCAGGUGGCUUUUUACUAGUUCCUAAAAAAGUUGAAUAAAUUUUUGUGUCAAUUAUUUUAAUUGUUUUUAUAUAUAUCUGGUAUAUAUAGUACACGUGUACAGCUAGUUUUUCUUAAUUAUUUUUUUUUAAAUAAGGAUAGGGUUAUUAGUUAUAUAUCAUAUAUUUUUUGUUUUUCAAGGUUAUA